Leptosomus discolor (cuckoo roller) is the source of this 1381-nucleotide messenger RNA. The record is from RefSeq and is a predicted model, not a curated record. NCBI's taxonomy places the organism in Eukaryota, Metazoa, Chordata, Aves, Leptosomiformes, Leptosomidae.
UUACUUGUUCUUCAAAGUUGUAGACAAGCAACCCAUGAUACUGAAAUGGCGGAUUCUUUCUGCCACCAACGACUUGGACCGGGUUUCGGCCGUGGCUCUGCCGAAGUUGCCGAUCUCCCUGACCAAUACUGAUCUGAAGGUGGCGAAUGACACCAAGUUCUUCCCUGGGUUGGGGCUGGCUUUGGCUUUUCACGACGGCAGCGUCCACAUCGUUCACCGCCUGUCCUUGCAGAUGAUGGCCGUCUUCUACGGCUCCUCCUCCCAGCGCCCCGUGGACGAGCAGACCAUCAAAAGGCAGCGGACUGCCGGGCCCCUGGUUUACUUCAAAGCCAUGCAGCUCUCCUGGACGUCUCUGGCCUUGGCCGGCAUCGACAGUCACGGGAAGCUGAGCAUGCUCCGCAUCUCCCCCUCCAUGGGCCACGUGCUGGACAUGAACAUGUCCCUCCGCCACUUGCUGUUCCUGUUGGAGUAUUGCAUGGUGACCGGCUACGACUGGUGGGACAUCCUGCUCCACGUCCAGCCCAACAUGGUGCAGAACCUGGUGGAGAAGCUGCACGAGGAGUACAUGCGCCAGAACGCGGCCCUGCAGCAGGUCCUCUCCACGCGCAUCGUCGCCAUGAAGGCGUCUCUCUGCAAGCUCUCCUCCAGCACCAUCGCCCGCGUGUGCGACUACCACGCGAAGCUGUUCCUGAUCGCCAUCAGCUGCACCCUGAAGUCGCUGCUGCGCCCCCACUUCCUGAACACCCCGGACAAGAGUCCCGGGGACCGACUCACCGAGAUCUGCUCCAAGAUCACGGAUAUAGACAUUGACAAGGUGAUGAUUAACCUGAAGACAGAAGAAUUUGUCCUGGAGAUGACCACGUUGCAGUCCCUGCAGCAGCUCAUCCAGUGGGUGGGAGAUUUUGUGCUCUACCUGCUGGCCAGCCUUCCCAACCAGGGCUCCCCUGUGCGGCCGGGACACAGCUUUCUGCGAGACGGGGCGUCCCUGGGCAUGUUCCGGGAGCUGAUGGUGGUGAUCCGCAUCUGGGGCCUAUUGAAGCCAAGCUGCCUCCCUGUCUACACAGCGACCUCCGACACCCAGGACAGCAUGUCCCUCCUCUUCAGGCUCCUGACGAAGCUCUGGCUGUGCUGUCGUGAGGAAAAUCACAUAACGGAGCCAGACGAUACCCUGAUAGACGAGUGCUGCCUCCUGCCCAGCCAGCUGCUCAUCCCCAAUAUCGACUGGCUGCCCAUCAACGACGGCAUUAUCAGCAAGCUGCAGAACAAGCAGCUUGUCCGGCUGCAGUUUGGGAAAGCUCCCGGGCUCGUUGGUCACACUGUCUCUUCCCAGUUUGACGCCUUUGUCAGGGCGCCUGGACAGCCCAAAAUCGACCACCUGCGG